CGGUCGGGCGUGCGUGUGAGGCGUCCUCCGCGGCCGUGUCCCUCCGCGGCGGCUGCAAGGCGGGGCGGCGGCUGAGGCGGCCAGUUUCCAAGGGUCACUUGUGUCUCAUCCGUGGGAAGACUGAGGAAGACCGAGGGAGCCCAGAAGGCCUUGGUGUGGAAUUCUGAGAGCUGAUUCCUGCCUUGUCUUCCCCACACUGUCCCUGGAAGAAUCUGAGAAGAGCAGAGCGGAGGGAGCCCCAGACACGGUCUGCGGGAGAGCUGUGGGGCUUGGUGAGUGUUUCGUGGCCUCUCGGGUUGGUCAACACCCCCAGCCAGCUGGCCCAGGACCCCUCUACAGAAGCAUUCCAGGAGAGCAGGCGUCACCAAGAUGUCCAACCCCUUCCUGAAGCAAGUCUUCAACAAGGACAAGACAUUCCGCCCCAAGCGCAAGUUUGAGCCGGGCACCCAGCGCUUCGAGCUGCACAAGAAGGCGCAGGCGUCGCUGAACGCCGGGCUGGACCUGCGGCUGGCCGUGCAGCUGCCCCCAGGCGAGGACCUGAACGACUGGGUGGCUGUUCACGUGGUGGACUUCUUUAACCGCGUCAACCUCAUCUACGGCACCAUCAGCGACGGCUGCACGGAGCAGUCCUGCCCCGUCAUGUCGGGGGGCCCCAAGUACGAGUACCGCUGGCAGGACGAGCAUAAGUUCCGGAAGCCCACGGCACUCUCGGCGCCCAGGUACAUGGACCUGCUGAUGGACUGGAUCGAGGCACAGAUCAACAACGAAGACCUCUUCCCCACCAACGUUGGCACUCCAUUCCCCAAGAACUUCCUGCAGACGGUGCGGAAGAUCCUGUCGCGGCUGUUCCGCGUGUUCGUGCACGUCUACAUCCACCACUUUGACCGCAUCGCGCAGAUGGGCUCCGAGGCCCACGUGAACACCUGCUACAAGCACUUCUACUACUUCGUCAAGGAAUUCGGCCUCAUCGACACCAAGGAGCUGGAGCCGCUGGUGCGCAGGCUUGGGGUUGAGGGCGCGGGGUUACGGUGGGGCUGGCGGCCCAUGGCAGACGAACCGCUCCGGGGCCACGAUCCUGACUGCUCGCCGUCGGCCCAGCAGCUGGCGGCUCCGGCUGGAGUUGGGCUCCGGGGACCCUGCUGA
Messenger RNA from Nomascus leucogenys (northern white-cheeked gibbon), 1143 nucleotides. The record is from RefSeq and is a predicted model, not a curated record. Lineage: Eukaryota; Metazoa; Chordata; Mammalia; Primates; Hylobatidae.